This is a messenger RNA of Galleria mellonella (greater wax moth), 1945 nucleotides long. RefSeq names its product ran-binding protein 3-like (gene RanBP3). The transcript is spliced from 6 exons. Gene Ontology annotation, biological process: protein export from nucleus. The record is from RefSeq and is a predicted model, not a curated record. The coding region runs from base 106 to 1518 and encodes 470 amino acids. NCBI's taxonomy places the organism in Eukaryota, Metazoa, Arthropoda, Insecta, Lepidoptera, Pyralidae. Gene Ontology annotation, molecular function: GTPase activator activity. Gene Ontology annotation, cellular component: cytoplasm; nuclear pore.
UUAUUAAUUUUGUUAUCAAUAGUUAUGUUUUCAGAAAUUGCAAUUUACUAUUUAUAAAUAAAACAGAUUCGAUUGUUUAGUUCAUGAGCAUCGUUUGAAGCACUCAUGCUGCAUCAUCAACGGAAACCUUCCUCAGAAGAUUUUUACAAUGGGUCCUCUGUGGGACAGUCAAGGGUAGUAUUAGCAAAACCUAGACUUGGCGGUUUUGGAUCUUCAAGCUUUGCUUCAAGUUCCAGUAAAAGCUGUAACCCAUUUGGAUCUGUACUACGACCACCACAACUUAAACCCAGUAGUAAUCCAUUUCUGAAAGUAACUGAAGCAUCAAAUGAAUCUGAAGUUAAAAAGGAAACUGAAACCCCAACAGAUGAGGAGAAACUAAAUGAAACUAAAAAAGAAACAGAUGUACCCAUGUUUGUACCUCUGGGUUCGGCAAAUGUGACUUCUAGAACAGCAAACACGGUUCCAGCACCGGCACCUGCACAGCCAGCUAGUUCUUCGUCUGGUUUUGUCUUUGGACAGAAUUUAAGUGAAAGAGUGGUGAUAAACGAGAGUCUAAAUAAUGGUGAGGCAUCUUCAACAGACCAUGGCACAACCAAUGGGACUACUGAAUUAUUGUUUACAAGUGCUGCUGCAUCAGUAAAAGAAAAUGCCCAGGACGAGGCUGGGCCUAGCGACGGCGCGGGGUCGGGGUCAAGCCUGGCGGCGGCGGCGGCAGAAUAUGAGCGGUCACAUGCACCCCCGCCGCCCCCCACCACAAACUACACUACUACUGGCGAGGAGGGCGAGAUUAACGUAUUGCAGAUUUCAUGUCGUUUAUUUGCCUGGGAGAGCGGCAGUUGGCGAGAGCGCGGCCGUGGAGUUCUGCGAUUGAACGACCCUGCGGGCGGGGUCGGGGCUGGAGCUGGUCCGGGCGGGGCGGCGGCGGCAGCGGCCGGGGCUGGCGCUGGGGCGGGCGCAGCGCGGUUGGUGGCCCGCGUGGCUGGCUCGCUGCGCGUAGUGCUUAAUACUAAGCUAUGGCCCGACAUGGUAGUAGAACGCGCUGGCACCAAGUCCUUGAGGAUUACUGCCGCUGAUGCACAGCAGCAAGUCAAACUCUUCCUUAUUAUGGGUGCCCCAGUGGAUAUAGCACAGCUGCACAGAGCGCUCACUUCUAGAAUAGCAGUUAGCAAAAGGACAAUUAACUGCACACAAAACACAACAUCGCAAAAGGCUGCUGAGCGGCUGGAAGCUGCCACUGAUGAGAUUGAGUAUCUUGAUAAAGCUAAUGAUGAUGCUUUUUCAAAUGAUGAUGAAACCAAUUAUGAGAAUAAACCCAGUGGUUCUAAAAAUACUGCAUCACAGAGUAAAUCUGUUGAUAGUCAGAGAUUGGAGGUAGACCCUGAAGAAAAGACUGACAAGCAUAAAACGAAUUUAGAUGGAACGGAUGAGGAGAAUGAAACAAAGUCAUUAAAACGAAAGGAACCAGCCGAAGAUGAGAAAUCGCCUAAAAGACAGUGCCCAGACAUUGUAGUUGAGUGAUGAUGUUAUUUAAGUUCUGUUUGUGUAAAAAGUAGGUGUAAAUGUGGACAUUGUUAAUGUGUUGGCAUUACACUAAGUUUCAAGUUUCAUCUAAAUCUUAUGUAAAUGUACUAAAGAAGUGUGUAGAAUAUUUAUAAUUGAAUCUUAGGCAUAAUGCAAUAUUGUUAAUUAAUAAAAAAAAAAGAAAAGAUUAUGGUGAUGCCAUUUAAUUAUGAUAAAAAUGCUAACAGUUGAUUUAAUGUUUAGUACAAAAUGUCACCAUGGUAUAAAAUAUUUUGGGACACGAAAAUUUUAUUUCACAUUCCAAUAAUUGCAAAUGAAUGCAUUGCAUGUUCGGCAAGAGCUGAAUACCAAAUAUAAAACUACUAAUGUGGAUUGUUUCUGAUAGAUAAUACCUAAUUAAUAUCAAUAAACAUAAUUUUACAAA